AUGUCAGUACUGAUCGUGACCAGCGUGGGGGACAUCUCGGUUGAUCUCCACACCGACCUGUGCCCCUUCACCACCAAAAACUUCCUCAAGCUCUGCAAAAUGAAGUACUACAAUGGGUGCCUAUUCCACGACGUAAAGAAGGAUUUCUUGGCACAAACUGGUGAUCCAACUGGAACUGGCACUGGGGGUGAUUCCGUAUACAAGCACUCAAAACCUGGAACUGUAACUAUGGCAAGUGCUGGUGAAAACUGCAAUGCCUCACAGUUCUACAUUACUCUACGGGAUGAUUUGGAUUACCUUGAUGAUAAACACACUGUGUUUGGGAUGGUUGCUGAAGGUUUCGAUACACUGCUGAAAAUAAAUGAAGCUUAUGUUGACGAUAAAGGAAGACCAUUCAAGAACAUAAGGAUUAAACAUACAUAUGUCUUGGAUGAUCCUUUUGAUGAACCUCCUCAGCUUGCUGAACUUAUUCCUGAUAAUUCCCCCAAAGGAAAGCCACGUGAUGAGAUUGGAGAAGAGCGCUUAGAGGAUAAUUAUGUUCGUUCGGACGAAACAGCGGCUCCUGAAAAACUUGAGGAGAUGAUCCGUGCUAAAGAGGCACAUACAAAUGCAGUAGCCCUUCAGAUUAUGGGAGAUAUUCCAGAUGCUGAGAUCAAACCUCCAGACAAUGUCUUAUUUGUUCGCCCAAUUAACCCAGUAACGCAAGUUACUUCGUUGGAGCUUUUUGGUGGAACUAUAGAUGAAGAUUUAUAUACAAUUUUCUCUCGUUUUGGAACAGUGACAUCGGCUGAAAUAAUUCGUGACAAGAAGACUGGACACAGCUUAGAUGGGUGCUUCAGGUGUGGUGCCCCUCGUCACCUAGCCAGGGAUUGCGACAAGAUGGUGGCCAGAAAAACAAAGGCUUCUGAAAGGCAAAAACACAAAGCACAGUGGAAAUUACGGUCGAUGAAAAACCUUGAGAAAAACCAGAGUGAUUGGAAAGGAAGCUGGCAUGGUAAAGGCGAGACGAUAAGAACAGAGGGGGUCAAAGUACCUGACCCCAGCAGAAAGGGGGAGGAUGAUGAAGAUUACAGCCAAAGGGGUAAAUCUGAUGGUGAACGGCGCCAAAAGAGCCCUAAAAGUAGACAUGGAAGAUGGUGGAUAACACGUGAGACCGGUGAGAGAAACUAG
Miscanthus lutarioriparius is the source of this 1170-nucleotide messenger RNA. The record is from the annotation of a GenBank genome assembly. Lineage: Eukaryota; Viridiplantae; Streptophyta; Magnoliopsida; Poales; Poaceae.